CAACCCCCACAACCACAUGCAGCUAUAUUCUUCCUCUCUUGAUGGCAGCAUUAAGCUAUGGGACUUCAUGGACGGGAUUCCCAUUAAAACUUUUGCUGUAGGAUCCAAACUCCUGGCACUGUACGCGCUUGCUAGUUCUGAGGACUCGGUGUUUGUUGUAAUUCCAAAAAGUGGUGAAAGAGAUACAUUCCAGCUGGUCUCAGUUAAGCUGACAAAAGCAGCAGGCCAAGAUUUGGAAGCCAAGGAACUGUCAGUGGUUUUGGAUGGUGUGGAUGCCUCACCGAAGCGUAUUGCAUUUGGAAGAGAAGGUGAAUAUGUGGCAGCAGUGAAGGAGGUUAAUCUCCAAGUUUAUUUUUUUAAGCGGAAACAAUUGAGUAGGUUUUCUGUAAGUGCAGUGAAGACAAAAAGUGGAAACAAUCACUUCACUUGCAUAGCAUGCCAUCCUACGGAGGACUGUAUUGCAACUGGCCACGCUGAUGGAAAGAUUCGCCUCUGGAGGAAUUUCUGCCACAAGAAAGAGUACACAUUUUCCACACUGCACUGGCAUCAUGAUGCUGUCAUGGAUCUAGCUUUUUCUAUGGAGGGAACCAGCUUGCUGAGUGGUGGAGUUGAAUCUGUUCUAGUUCUGUGGCACAAUGAAUCACACUGUCAGAAGGAUUUCCUUCCUCGUUUGGGAUCUGCUAUUGAGUACAUCUCCAUGUCACCUGAUGGUGCACUCUGUUGUACCUUGCAUACAGACAACAGAAUUACAAUAAUCAACAGCAACCUAAGAUUUUCCAAAAGUAUUCAAGGGCUAAUCAAAAGUACGGAUGUCAAAACUGGUCUAGUGGUUGACCCUAGAACCAAAGCUUUGGUCCUGAAUGGAGAGCCUGGCCACUUGCAGUUCUAUUGUCUCCAAAGUGACCAACAGCUAUUCAGUUUGGAUAUUCUGCAACGACAAUACAUUCAUCAGGCAGGUUUAAACCAAGCUGACUUGGUAAAAGUUGCGUUUAGUGCACAAGGCAAGUGGUUAGCAACAGUAGAAGAGAGAGAAGAAGUAACUGACCCUGAGUUACAGUUGAAGCUGUGGUUCUAUGAUGAGGAAACACAAAGUUUUAAGCUGAAUACUAGAAUAAAUAUGCCCCAUGAGGACCACAUAACAGACAUGUGCUUUCGUGACAUGGAGGAAUUAGAAGAUGACUCUCUGAUACUGGUAACAGCUGGCAGAGAUUGUGUGUUUAAAGUCUGGGUGAUGGUAGAAGACACUGAUCCAGAGGCACAGCAAAGUGUGAGCUGGAGCUGUGACUUUGUAGGCAGCUACCACAACUACCAAGCUACUAACUGCUGUUUCUCAGAAGAUGGCUCUUUGCUUGCUGUUAGCUUUGAAGAAACUGUCACCGUAUGGGAUUCAGUUACUUGGGAUCUUAAGUGUACAUUUUGCCACCCACCUGGAAAAAUAAGGAACAUCUGCUUUGGGAGACUAACGUGUUCCAAGUACCUUAUUGGUGCCACUGAUUAUGGCUUUCUAUGUUGCUGGAACCUGCUCAGUUGUACAUUGGAAUGGAGUGCCCACCUCAACAUCUUAGUUCUGCAACCUGAUCCCCUUUCAGAAUAUAUUGCUGCUGUCUCAUGGCUCUCAAAAGAGUCCAGCUUGUUUGUGUUUAAACCAAAUGAGCCACGGCCAAUCUAUAUCCAGAGAAACCUUUGUAAAGAAAAGAUCCAGCUUGCUGCCUUCGUUCCAAGAGAUGAACCUGAAACGAUUGGCUCAGAAAAAUACCUUUGGCUAAGAAGAUCCCAACUAUUUUUUCUUACUGAUACGCAAGAGCUAAUGACGCUUAGCACAAAGUCUCUAGAAGAAAGGCUCACGCCAUCAAGCCAACAGCUGGCAGUAGAAGAAAGUCUUCCUGUGACCCCGUUUAGCUUGCUAUUGGGAAAGCACAGACGUCAGCAGUCACAAGAGGAUAUAGACCUUGGAAAAUUAGUUGUUUGUAAUAAGCAUGAGCAAGACUCACCUGCCGUCAAAGAGCUUCUGCACACUCCAGCACAUGUUUUGCCAUCUGCUUCCUUCCUCUGUCCUAUAUUUAUUAAUUCCUUGCUCAUCUCCAAAGAGAAUAAAAGUGCUGAAGAAGUUGCUGAUGAAGUAGAAAUGGAAAGUGAAAAAACAGAGGAUGAUUCAGAUGAGGAAAGAGAUGUUACAGAAAUGGAACAAGGAGAUACAAGUCCUGUGGAAUUAUUAGGAAAGAUGACAUGUAAACUGUCUAAAUCCCAGGAAAAAGAGCUACGAAAAAUAAGAAAAAUGGACUACAGUUGGAUAUCAGCUUUCUAAACAGACUUGUGCUUUUUUAUACUGUAAAAUGAAGCUUUAUGG
This is a messenger RNA of Egretta garzetta (little egret), 2347 nucleotides long. It is a transcript of the gene WDR75, whose product is annotated as WD repeat domain 75. The coding region runs from base 17 to 2305 and encodes 762 amino acids. The record is from RefSeq and is a predicted model, not a curated record. The transcript has 20 exons. Gene Ontology annotation, biological process: positive regulation of rRNA processing; positive regulation of transcription by RNA polymerase I. Gene Ontology annotation, cellular component: nucleolus. Gene Ontology annotation, molecular function: protein binding; RNA binding. Lineage: Eukaryota; Metazoa; Chordata; Aves; Pelecaniformes; Ardeidae.